Wasmannia auropunctata (little fire ant) is the source of this 2286-nucleotide messenger RNA. Its product is annotated as pancreatic triacylglycerol lipase-like. The coding region runs from base 4 to 1083 and encodes 359 amino acids. The transcript has 4 exons. Gene Ontology annotation, molecular function: lipase activity. The record is from RefSeq and is a predicted model, not a curated record. Gene Ontology annotation, biological process: lipid metabolic process. NCBI's taxonomy places the organism in Eukaryota, Metazoa, Arthropoda, Insecta, Hymenoptera, Formicidae.
AUAAUGUUAAACAUGGAGAUACAUGUUUUAAUUGGUGUCUUGCUCGCCUGCACCGCGGCUGGGCUUCCAACGAAAGAGGAAGCGUUGCUUCCUGACGAUACUUUUACUUCACUGGACGACACGUUAUUUGGGGAUGAAGUAGCGUACGUGUACGACGACAACAAGAACCUGGUGCGGCUGAAAUUGAACGGCGACGACGGCGAGUAUAUCUUGGAUAUCCCGGAGAACGAGAUCCCAAAUCGUGUCUCCUUCUAUCUGUUCACAAAAGACAACCCUACCAAUCCGAGGCUGCUCUACGUCAACGACGAGGACGCUUUAAGAGGCAGCAAGUUCGAUCCUGCGAAACCUACGCGUAUUGUAACUCACGGAUGGAUAAAUUCUCGCAACAGCGACGCGUGCACUUUAAUUCGCGACGCCUUCCUUCGGCACGGUGAUUACAACGUCAUCGUAUUCGACUGGAGUUCAAUAAGUAUCGGGGAGUAUUUCUGGGCUAAAGGGCAUGUCGUGAAAGUCGCUCGAUUCGUCGCCACUAUGAUCAAUUUCCUCGUCAAGCACGGAAUGGAUCCGUCGCAGACCAUACUGGUCGGUCACUCUCUUGGUGCCCAUGUAGUUGGAAUCGCCGCUCGCACCGCUGACAGCGAUAUCGGUUACAUCGUAGGACUGGAUCCAGCAUUGCCCGGCUUCGCUCUGGCCGGCUCGGGAGCCAGGAUAUCGAGCGGCGACGCGAAGUACGUGGAGAUCAUUCACACCAACGGCGGUCUGCUCGGCUUCUUGGUCGCCAUCGGGGACGUUGAUUAUUAUCCCAACGGCGGUAAAAAGCAGAUCGGCUGUCUGGUGGAUCCCGGCGGCGCGUGUUCCCACGCCCGCUCGUACAAGUUCUACGCCGAGUCUCUCAACAGUCAGGUGGGGUUUCACGGGAGACAUUGCAGUAGCUACGGCCGAUUUAAGUUGGGCCUGUGCAACAACGAGCGCACAUCCAUCAUGGGCGGUAACAAGCCGCUGUUCAGCGCAAACGGCAACUUCUACCUGACGACCAAAUGGUCGUCCCCGUUCGCGAACGGGCUGUUCGGGACGCGACACUGAUGAGCGCCGCGCCGCGCCGAUCUGGAAGGAUCGGCCCGACUACCGGACGAUCAGCCGUCAGCGAGGGCUUCUGGAUUUUGGAAAUUCAUUGCAGGAACAGGAAGGAGAGAUCCCCCGCGCCGGGCUAAACUCGUUUUUCCCGGCAAUCGAUCGGACGCGUUCACGGUGCGUAAUUUCGUUUCCGCCCGCAGCGGCUGUUUCGCAGCGCGCGCGCGAGUGUUGUGUAUGUGUGUGUGUACGUGUGUUGCAGGCCGCUCCGCUACGCGGGGCAUUUUUAUACCGCGGUCUAAGCCAGGGAGACUGCGAUUAUCCCGGGGUCGGGCUACCGGGAAAUCGCGGAUGCUGUUUAUCGAAGGAACAGAAUGAGGCAGCGCGACGUACACCAUACGCUUCGUUUUACCGUCGACCCAAUUUAUCGCGGCAUAAGCGUACGUAUUUUGCGAAAUACGACGUAUCGCGCGACGUAAAGCGCAUCAUAACGUUUUAUUGGAAAUGCAAAAUACCGAGGAGGAUACGCCCGGUACGCUUUCUAAAUGCGAGUCAAGUCGCGUUAAAUACACAAUAUCAAUUUCUCCGCCGUUGUCCAUUUUUUCUCUCUCUCUUUUCCUCUCUGUCUCGCAAUGACUCGCGACGCUUCUCGUAUACACGCGCGUGCAAACAUCCGCCGAGACACGACGGCCUCUCUCGAAACGAAACGAAUUGCUCGGACCAUGUCCGCGGUCUUAGUCGCGGUGCAUUAAAUUUUUAUCGUAAUAUAUCUCGCGUAUAUGUAUCGCGCAUAUAGCAACAAAGAUAAUAAAGGCGAUGCGGAAAACAGUCGGAUUUAAACCGCGCGCGUUGAAUUUUAGGCCCCGGGCACUGUUUCGUAUGUAAGCAAACGUAGAUAUUUAUCAUUUUGUAAUGCACGAGAUGAAGUUUCGAGAAAGAAGGUAAACGGUGAUUUCGCAAAAUAUAAGGGAGACCGUCGUGCUCGAAACGAAAGAGUUGUCUUUCGUCAGUUUUUCGCGUGGAUGCGAACGAUGUUGAUAAUUGUUAAGGACGGCUGAUCGUUAUUACGUCGUGAAAAGUGUGUUAAGUAUUCCGCGUUCCGGAUCUACGACGCUCGAUUGGGAAAAUGUCUUCUUGAGCAAUGAAAUGUGAUAAAAUUUACACCUGUUUUACAACAGAGCACUGAUGUACAAAUACCAUUAUAAUAUUUUUAGC